AUGCGUCCCGAAAUCGAGCAGGAGCUCGCCCACACCCUGCUGGUCGAGCUUCUCGCCUACCAAUUCGCCUCUCCCGUGAGAUGGAUUGAAACGCAAGAUGUCAUCCUUGCAGAGAAGCGCACCGAGCGCAUUGUCGAAAUCGGUCCCGCAGAUACCCUGGGCGGAAUGGCGAGACGGACGCUCGCCUCCAAAUACGAAGCAUAUGAUGCCGCCACCUCCGUACAACGUCAGAUCCUUUGCUAUAACAAAGAUGCGAAAGAAAUCUACUACGACGUGGACCCGGUUGAAGAAGAGCCGGAACCCUCAGCCGCCCCCGCCGCCGGUACGCCCGCCCCGGCUGCUCCCGCUGCUGCUGCGGCUCCCGCUGCCGCUGCUGCGCCCGCUCCUCCCAGUGCCGGUCCCGCCGCCGCGGUGGAAGACGCUCCGGUCAGCGCUGUCGAUGUCCUCCGUACUCUCGUCGCACAGAAGCUCAAGAAGGGCCUGUCGGACGUUCCCUUGAACAAAGCCAUUAAAGAUUUGGUUGGUGGUAAAUCGACUCUGCAAAAUGAAAUCCUGGGUGAUCUGGGCAAGGAAUUCGGCUCGACCCCGGAGAAGCCGGAAGACACUCCGCUGGAUGAGCUGGGUGCCGCCAUGCAGGCGACCUUCAAUGGGCAGUUGGGUAAACAGUCGUCGUCUCUAAUCGCGCGUCUGGUGUCCUCCAAGAUGCCCGGUGGCUUCAACAUUACCGCCGUACGCAAAUACCUGGAGACGCGGUGGGGUCUGCAAUCGGGCCGUCAGGACGGCGUGCUCCUGCUCGCAUUGACCAUGGAGCCUGCGUCUCGAAUUGGCUCGGAGCCCGAUGCUAAGGCCUACCUCGACGACGUUGCCAACAAGUAUGCUGCCAAUGCAGGAAUCAAUCUGUCUGCUCCCACCGCCGCCGGAGACGCGGGCGGCAGUGGUGGCGGCAUGCUGAUGGACCCCGCGGCCAUCGACGCCCUGACCAAGGACCAGAGGGCCCUGUUCAAGCAGCAACUCGAGCUUAUUGCCCGUUACUUGAAGAUGGACCUCCGGGAGGGUCAGAAGGCGUUCAUUACCUCCCAAGAGACCCAGCGUGCGCUCCAGGCCCAGUUGGACCUGUGGCAAGCCGAGCAUGGCGAUUUCUACGCGUCCGGAAUUGAGCCUGCCUUUGACCCACUGAAAGCCCGUGUGUACGAUUCCUCAUGGAACUGGGCUCGUCAGGAUGCGUUGAGCAUGUACUAUGAUAUUAUCUUCGGCCGCCUGAAGGUGGUAGACCGUGAGAUCGUCAGCCAGUGCAUCCGCAUUAUGAACCGCUCCAACCCGCUCCUCCUCGAAUUUAUGCAGUACCACAUCGACAACUGUCCCACCGAACGCGGUGAAACGUAUCAGCUCGCCAAGGAACUGGGCCAACAGCUCAUCGAAAACUGCCGCGAGGUACUCGGCGUGGCUCCCGUGUACAAGGAUGUCGCUGUUCCCACCGGCCCUCAGACCACCGUCGACGCUCGGGGAAGCAUCGGUUACAAGGAGGUGCCCCGCGCCAGUGCCCGCAAGCUGGAGCACUACGUCAAGCAGAUGGCCGAGGGUGGCCCGAUCUCCGAGUAUAGCAACCGCGCCAAGGUGCAAAACGACCUUCGCAGCGUGUACAAGAUGAUCAAGAGACAGCACCGCCUGUCCAAGUCUUCUCAACUGCAGUUUAACGCUCUUUACAAGGAGGUCAUCCGCGCCCUGAGCAUGAACGAGAACCAGAUCAUGCCGCAGGAGAACGGCAACGGCAAGAAGUCAGGUCGCAAUGCUGUUCGUCGCAAUGGCAGCCCUCGUGUGGGCAAGGUGGAGACCAUCCCUUUCCUGCAUCUCAAGAAGAAGGCGGAGCAUGGUUGGGAGUACAACAAGAAGCUGACUGGAGUCUAUCUGGACGUUCUGGAGUCCGCCGCCCGGUCCGGCCUGACCUUCCAGGGCAAGAAUGUUCUGAUGACCGGCGCUGGUGCUGGGUCCAUUGGUGCCGAAGUUCUUCAGGGUCUGGUCAGCGGUGGUGCCAAGGUGGUGGUCACGACCAGCCGUUACUCGCGUGAAGUGACCGAAUACUACCAGGCCAUGUAUGCUCGCUACGGUGGUCGCGGCUCUCAGCUUGUCGUGGUUCCCUUCAACCAGGGCAGCCAGCAGGAUGUGCAAGCCCUGGUGGACUACAUCUAUGAUACCAAGAAGGGUCUGGGCUGGGAUCUGGACUUUGUCGUGCCGUUCGCUGCGAUCCCGGAGAAUGGUCGCGAGAUUGACUCGAUCGAUUCCAAGUCCGAGCUGGCCCAUCGCAUCAUGCUGACCAACCUUCUGCGUCUCUUGGGCUCGAUCAAGUCUCAGAAGCAGAGCCAUGGCUUUGAGACCCGGCCGGCCCAGGUCAUCCUUCCCCUGUCUCCCAACCACGGCACCUUCGGCAACGACGGUCUCUACUCCGAGUCGAAGCUUGCCUUGGAGACUCUCUUCAACCGCUGGUACUCGGAGAGCUGGAGCAACUACCUCACCAUCUGCGGUGCCGUCAUUGGCUGGACUCGUGGAACUGGCUUGAUGAGCGGUAACAACAUGGUUGCGGAAGGUGUCGAGAAACUCGGUGUCCGUACCUUCUCGCAGCAGGAGAUGGCGUUCAACUUGCUCGGCCUGAUGGCUCCUCAGAUCGUUAACCUCUGCCAGCUCGACCCCGUCUGGGCCGAUCUCAAUGGUGGUCUUCAGUUCAUCCCUGACCUUAAGGGCCUCAUGACUAAGCUCCGGACCGACAUCAUGGAAACUAGCGACGUUCGCCAGGCUGUGAUCAAGGAGACUGCCAUCGAGAACAAGAUUGUCAACGGUGAGGCCAGCGAAUUCCUCUACAAGCGUGUUGUGGCCGAGCCCCGCGCGAAUAUCAAGUUCGAGUUCCCCAAGCUGCCCGACUGGGAGGAAGACAUUAAGCCUCUCAACGAGAGUCUCAAGGGAAUGGUCAACUUGGACAAGGUGGUCGUUGUUACUGGGUUCGCGGAAGUCGGUCCUUGGGGUAACUCGAGAACUCGCUGGGAGAUGGAAGCGUACGGCAAGUUCUCCCUCGAGGGCUGUGUCGAGAUGGCGUGGAUCAUGGGUCUUAUCAAGCACCACAAUGGUCCCCUGAAAGGAAAGGCUUACUCUGGCUGGGUUGACGCCAAGACCGGAGAGCCUGUCGACGACAAGGAUGUCAAGCCCAAGUACGAAAAGUACAUCCUGGAGCACUCUGGUAUCCGUCUGAUCGAGCCUGAGCUGUUCAAGGGCUACGACCCCAAGAAGAAACAGCUGCUUCAGGAGAUCGUCAUUCAGGAGGAUCUUGAUCCCUUCGAGGCCUCCAAGGAAACCGCCGAGGAGUUCAAGCGGGAACACGGCGAGAAGGUCGAGAUCUUUGAGCUGCCUGAGUCCGGUGAAUACACGGUUCGCCUGAAGAAGGGUGCUACUCUCCUUAUCCCCAAGGCCCUCCAGUUCGACCGUCUCGUUGCUGGCCAGGUUCCCACCGGCUGGGACGCCAAGCGCUAUGGUAUCCCUGACGACAUCAUUGAGCAGGUCGACCCUGUCACUCUGUUUGUUCUUGUCUGUACUGCGGAAUCCAUGCUCUCGGCCGGUAUCACCGAUCCUUAUGAGUUCUACAAGUACGUCCACUUGUCCGAGGUCGGUAACUGCAUUGGUUCCGGUAUUGGAGGUACCCAUGCCUUGCGGGGUAUGUACAAGGACCGCUAUCUCGACAAGCCGCUGCAGAAGGACAUCUUGCAAGAGUCCUUCAUCAACACAAUGAGUGCUUGGGUCAACAUGUUGCUGCUGUCUUCUACCGGUCCCAUCAAGACCCCUGUGGGAGCUUGUGCCACAGCCGUGGAGUCCGUCGACAUUGGUUAUGAGACUAUUGUUGAGGGCAAGGCUCGUGUCUGCUUCGUCGGUGGAUUCGACGACUUCCAAGAGGAAGGUUCAUACGAGUUCGCCAACAUGAAGGCCACCAGCAAUGCCGAGGACGAAUUCGCCCAUGGACGUACUCCUCAGGAAAUGUCCCGGCCCACCACCACCACCCGUGCUGGAUUCAUGGAGUCCCAGGGUUGUGGUAUGCAGCUGAUCAUGAGCGCCCAGCUUGCCUUGGACAUGGGUGUUCCUAUUCACGGUAUCAUUGCAUUGACCACCACCGCUACUGACAAGAUUGGCCGCUCUGUCCCUGCCCCCGGUCAAGGUGUCCUCACCACUGCCCGUGAGAACCCCGGCAAGUUCCCCUCUCCCUUGUUGGACAUCAAGUACCGUCGCCGCCAGCUUGAGCUGCGUAAGAAGCAGAUUAAGGAGUGGCAGGAGUCCGAGCUGUUGUAUCUCCAGGAGGAGGCGGAUGCCAUGAAGGCCCAAGACGAGUCUUUGAACGUGUCCGAGUACCUCCAGGAGCGCGCUCAGCACAUCGAGCGCGAGGCUAUCCGACAGGAGAAGGACGCUCAGUUCAGCCUCGGCAACAACUUCUGGAAGCAGGACUCUCGCAUUGCUCCUCUGCGUGGCGCCCUCGCUACUUGGGGUCUUACUGUGGAUGAUAUUGGUGUCGCUUCUUUCCACGGUACCUCGACUGUGGCCAAUGACAAGAACGAGUCGGAUGUCAUCUGCCAGCAGAUGAAGCACCUGGGCCGCAAGAAGGGCAACGCUCUUCUGGGUAUCUUCCAGAAGUACCUCACCGGUCACCCCAAGGGUGCGGCUGGUGCCUGGAUGUUCAACGGCUGUCUGCAGGUCCUGGAGUCCGGCCUGGUUCCUGGUAACCGGAAUGCGGACAACGUGGACAAGGUCAUGGAGAAGUUCGAUUACAUUGUCUACCCCAGCCGCAGCAUCCAAACCGACGGUAUCAACGCCUUCUCGGUCACUUCCUUCGGUUUCGGUCAGAAGGGUGCUCAGGUCAUUGGUGUCCACCCCAAGUAUCUGUAUGCCGCUCUGGACCAUGCUCAGUUCCAGACCUACAAGGCCAAGGUUGAAGCCCGCCAGAAGAAGGCCUACCGGUUCUUCCACAACGGCCUGAUCAACAACAGCAUCUUCGUUGCCAAGAACAAGGCUCCGUACGAGGAUGAGCAGCAGAGCAAGGUCUUCCUCAACCCCGAUUACCGCGUCGCUGUCGACAAGAAGACCUCCGAGCUCAAGUUCCCUUCGGUUCCCCCCAAGGUCGCCGACAAGGGUGUUGAUAGCACCGCGAAGGUAGUCGAGUCUCUUGCCAAGGCCAAUGCUGCCGAGAACUCGAAGGUUGGCGUCGAUGUGGAGAACAUUGACGCUGUGAACAUUCAGAACGAGACUUUCCUCGAACGCAACUUCACGGCGGGUGAGCAGGAGUACUGCCUCAAGGCGGCUUCUCCCCAGUCCUCGUUUGCCGGUCGAUGGAGCGCGAAGGAAGCGGUCUUCAAGUCGCUUGGUGUCAGCAGCCAAGGCGCCGGUGCUCCUUUGAAGGACAUCGAGAUCGUGAAUGGCCCCACCGGGGCGCCCGAAGUCAACCUCCACGGUGCAGCAGCAGAGGCCGCUAAGAAGGCUGGCGUGAAACAGAUCAGUGUGAGCAUUAGCCAUAGUGAUUCCCAGGCUGUUGCGGUGGCGGUUUCCCAGUUUUAA
This is a messenger RNA of Aspergillus terreus NIH2624, 5580 nucleotides long. RefSeq names its product trifunctional fatty acid synthase subunit FAS2. NCBI's taxonomy places the organism in Eukaryota, Fungi, Ascomycota, Eurotiomycetes, Eurotiales, Aspergillaceae. Gene Ontology annotation, biological process: long-chain fatty acid biosynthetic process. Bases 1 to 5580 code for a protein of 1859 amino acids. Gene Ontology annotation, cellular component: fatty acid synthase complex. The transcript is spliced from 3 exons. The record is from RefSeq and is a predicted model, not a curated record. Gene Ontology annotation, molecular function: 3-oxoacyl-[acyl-carrier-protein] reductase (NADPH) activity; fatty acid synthase activity; 3-oxoacyl-[acyl-carrier-protein] synthase activity.